Cryptomeria japonica (Japanese cedar) is the source of this 1087-nucleotide messenger RNA. RefSeq names its product classical arabinogalactan protein 7. NCBI's taxonomy places the organism in Eukaryota, Viridiplantae, Streptophyta, Pinopsida, Cupressales, Cupressaceae. Bases 331 to 789 code for a protein of 152 amino acids. The record is from RefSeq and is a predicted model, not a curated record. The transcript has a single exon.
AAAUGUGUGUUGGGGCAAGGCUGGUAUGUCGUACAAAGCUAGAAAGCAGGUGUUGGAAAAGAGAUAAAGAUCCCAGCACAAAAUUUUUUGACGGUUGAAGUUUCUUGGAUGCUUGCUGUGCUUUCCACUUAGACACCCACCAGUCGCCUAUAAUUUGGAAUCACACCCUUCCUCCUUCACUUCAAUCUUCAAAGCUCAAUAAGCUCUAAAUCAAAGCCAAUUCUUUCUUUGUGUUUUGGUCUUCAGUGUUUGGAACUUAUUUUAGGGUUUUCAUAUUGCCUGAAAAACUUGGUUAGUUUUUUUGGAAAGUUUAUUCUGUGUUUGAUAACAAUGGCAGGCAGGAGUGCAUUUGCAUUUUCAGAGAUCGUGCUGGUUUUUUGCUUGAUGGGCAUUUCAGCUUUGGCUCAGUCUCCGUUCCCAGCUCCUGCAAUGGCUCCAGUAGCAAUGACAACUCCCACAUCCAGUCCAGCAACACCCACAACUCCUACAGCUAGUCCAGUAGCAUCCCCCAAAACCGCCACAGCCAGCCCAAUGGCAUCCCCACCUAGCCCACUUGUUGCUACACCCACAAUGACCCCCACAGCACCAACCCCUUCAUCUGGAUCUCCUGCAUCCUCUGUUCCUGCACCUUCAGUAACGUCUACCAUGAGCCCCCCAAUUAUCCCCGCUAUUGUUGGAGGAACACCCGCCAUGGCCCCUGCUCCUACUGGUGGUGAAAGCUCUGCAUGGGCUGUGAAGGCAGGGAAAAUGAGCUUGGUUGGAGCUAUGUUGCUGCCCUUGCUGCUGUAAAUGGUGAUGCCUUCUCCAGCUGUACAGUACUGGAAUGGUUCUGGAGUUAUGGCUUGCUGCCUGGCAUUUACAUUUUUAUUUAAAUUCUUUAACUCCACAUUGUAGGGGCGGCAUGGAGUAUGUCGAAUUCAUUUGGGUUUUAUUAGUUGUAGAAUAAUUGCUUACUAUGUAUUGUUGUAGAGGCUAUCAUGGUGACAUCUGAUGGUAUUCAUUGAACAUUCGUAUGGUUGCCUCUACUGUGCUUUGCUUUCUGAUUCAGUAUUUAUUAUAAUAUUAUAAUAUAUGUACUCUUGUCCCA